Molecule: messenger RNA, 1952 nt
Organism: Macroventuria anomochaeta
Lineage: Eukaryota; Fungi; Ascomycota; Dothideomycetes; Pleosporales; Didymellaceae
Exons: 2
Coding region: 1-1737 (578 amino acids)
Source: RefSeq, a predicted model, not a curated record
AUGAAGGCACCGGCAGCCUUUCAAGUAGGCAUCGCGUAUCAAGCAUGCGAUCAGGGCCGGCUUGUUACUGACAGAAUAGCACUUCGCCAGCAGACCUGCGUUCUUCAGAAAGAUCCUCGAAGCGUGUUGGAUCGCGAGAAGAAAGAGCGGUAUCGCGACAGCUUUCUUCGUCAACUCCGCAAUGCGUGCGGAAAACGAGACGAUGCAGACAAGCUAAUCGAGAGCUUUGUGCAGAUGGCAGAAACCCUUGACGCUGUCAAAGCUAUUGCUCUCCACAUUGCCGAUAACGAGGACAUUGUGUUGACCGACACUGACAACAACCAAGAUGCUGGCACAUUUCACGCUCUCCUGCACCCACUCAGCAUCGCGCUGCUAGCUUAUCGCAUGGGAGGCGCGGUCAAUGCGGCCAACACCACUCACUUCCAUGAGUGGAAAUCACAAGGCAACUCAGCAGCUGGUAUUCCUGACUUUCAUGCAGAGGGUGAUUCCAGCGACAUUUUCGACGAGUACAGGAUCACGUUGGUGUGGGAGACACACAACAGCAGAUGGACAAGACCAUCUGGCAGUCACAAUUUCUUCUUAGCAGGUGCCGAUACACCUCAGCCGUUGAUGACACUUUCGGCGGCCGGUCAAAAUAAUCCGGCUAGCCCGAUGACAAUCGUCUACAACUCCAGAAAGGCAGCCUUGUGGUACGAUUGUCAAAAUACAGAAGCCACACGUUGCAGCAUUAGCCUGGACUUCCAUGUCAACACAAUCACCAACGAGGAUCUGGAGAUAUUCUCUACGCCAGACCUUAUCGGUCGCCAGGUUAAAGAACCCGCGCUUUCGAACUUGAUUACCCAAUUCCCUGUCCAGGAUUAUGCUGAUGCCUUUCACCGUUUGCUGUUUACCGAGAAUUCUUUCGAGCCAGCGCUUGACAUGUUGACCUUGCUUGAUGUGCCUGUCCAGCCACCGCAAUCACCUGGCUCGCAGGACACCGUCAUGGAGCGUCGGUACCAAGUCUGGCGGAAGGCGAACCAGAACAGCAUUCCAGCCGCUCUCCGAGGCGUGCGGGACGAUCUUCCUAUCUCUGGUAUUCAUAACAACUCGACCGGGUUCACGAAAUCUGUAUGCUACAAGGCUCUACAAGACGUGCAUCUGUCGGUCGGUAUGGAUCUGGUUCCGCAAUCGCCGGUCGAUGCAGAGCGUGAGUAUGCCCGAAGGUUUAUAAGGGACCAGCCAGGUGUUUCUACGUAUCGUAAGCUUGUCCAGUACGAGCAGUACAUGAUGAUGCCGUACACAAGUGAGGACCUGAUAUCGACCAGCACCAUCCGCGAGGUCGGACACAGGCUGAAAACGAGAUGUUUCGAACUCACCAGUGUAGGCUUCAUUGACAGUUCAUUCCUCCUUCCCGCCAUUGGAUCUUUGUCAUUUACGCUCGCCAAUGCACUUGACGGGGAGAAGGAGGUGACAGUGGCGUCGGAGCCAUGGGUAACCGACGAAAGUUUGCAGCUCUUUCGUACACGCAGUCUUUACCUCUUCUGGUGCGCAGACUGGCUGGCUCGAUAUCUUGGAAACCCUCAAAAGGGACUCAUGAUGGUUCGUGAGGUACAAGACGCCGUGAUCGUCAAACUGAGAGAAGACGCAGUACACAUGGCGAGGGUGUUGUUGAGGAACUGGGUGGCUUGGGCACUGUUCGUGGACACUCUGCCAAAAGGGGGCUUCAGAGUCCGAUUGCCAACGGACUGUGGGGUGUAAAAGACUCGAGUCAGGCAAGGAACCAAGUUUGCAAAUUCUCUGGAAGCGAAGGGGGUCCAACGCCUACAUAGCGGUGAACCGGUCGCCCAUUCGUGCGGAUGCAUGUCGCCGAGGCUCCAGACUGCACGUCACAAUCUGCUCGGGUAACGGCCCAGAAGAAUGGGCUGAGGCUACAUGGCGAGACAGAUGGAGACCUCGAUAGAUGAGCGUUGAUG